Acanthoscelides obtectus is the source of this 8480-nucleotide messenger RNA. NCBI's taxonomy places the organism in Eukaryota, Metazoa, Arthropoda, Insecta, Coleoptera, Chrysomelidae. The record is from the annotation of a GenBank genome assembly.
GUAGGUUUAUCUAUAAAAUGUCUACUCAGAACUAGCUGUUAUUCACUGUUCACUCUGCAGCUGCACGUGUUACCUAAACGUUAUCACGCUUCAGCUAUCAAUAUUUGAUUCGGCUGCUUCAGAGCAUCAUUGGAGGUCUAAGCUAUACGGUCGAACCUCUGACUAUUCGACCUCAACCCCCUCACCGACCAGCCAGCAAGACAGUACGGAGGUACGAACGCCAGAGUCCACCGCUGAUUCAAUGAAGGAGCCCAGUGAACACAGCGACAAAGAACAUCAAGAUAAGGAGAUGGCAGAGACGCCAGAUCAGCCAGAUCAGACGGUCAAGGUCGAACCGACUGAACAGAUGGAUUGCGGCAGUACAAUGGUUUCUGUAGUGGUGCAUAAUAAUGGUAAUAGCCUGAACCAUACGAGGUACAAUCCUGAGAUAGAGCUGUCCACGGAUACUGAGGAUAGUGCGUCAGAAAGUUCGGAGAGGGUAUCAGUACUGAGCAAAGUCGAUGAGUUACUGAAAUCCGUAGACUGUACGAUUCGACAACGAGUCCUCGGCUGCAUAAGACACGUCACACAAGAAGUCAGCCACCUGCAGCACGAAACCCGAACAAAAGACAUGCAGAUAUCAGAGCUAGAAAAGCAGAUCAAGGAGCUGAAAUCCCAAAUGGCAAACGGUACGUCUGAAUCAACUGUUGAGAAUUCGUGUGCGACGGAAGAGGGCAAGUCCAGCGACGACAACGUAGAGAAAAGGGAGAAUGGUUCAAGUGUGAUAGCUGCCGUAGAAGAUCAGAAAGAAUGUGUUAUAAGGAAGGCGGCUCAAUGAUCGGUAAUUGUUACUGCUAAAGGGUGCACGUUUUAAAAUAUAGAGAGGUCGGGGUGUGGUUGUGUUAGAGCGAUGAGCGACAUAUAGAGGUCAAAUGAGUUAGAUUUUUUUUAUAAACAACCUUGCUUUUAUCAAUUUUUAAAAAUGGUUUCUUUUUCUUAAGGUCAACGUCUAGGUCGCGCCACUAAUAAAGUUAUCAAAUCUCCCAAGCAUGCAAGUUGGCUGUCAAUUUACUAAUACCAUCAAAUAUACAAAACGAGAUCGAAAGUUAAUAGCAGUACUUCAAAACAACGUUUUGUUUUAGUAACACGUCUAAGUUGCUUGAGUGGAAAUUUUGGCACUUUCCGUGACAGUUAAUUGCAAAAUAGGUGAAUUCGCAAAUAAAACCAUGACUCGAGCCUUCCUCGGAUAUUAAUUAGCAAGUGUACAAAUAGUUACGACUCUCCGUAUUGUUAUUGGGAACUAAAAGAUCAUCACAGGUUGUAGAUUUUUCCGAUUUUUAAGCCUGUAGGUAAUUUGAAAGGUACACUACUUAGAUUUUUUAUAUUUCUCUGAUAACUAUUAUAACUUGGCCUAUCCCUCGAUUCGGCGUGACAUCGUCUUCUAGGACACCCUGCAUAAAAGAGGAGUGAUCAUAUCAUCGUAGAUUUCUAAGCUAUUUGACCUAUGAACAUGAACUUUGAUAAGGAGGUAGUUUAUGGACAGGGCGUUCCAGUUAAGAACGGUUUUUACAACAGGGCCCGAUUCACGGAGCUAAUGGCAAAUAUAUAUAAACGCGAAAAUAUACUCAUUUAUCACGAAAUCUGGGAAACUAUUUGAAUUUGGGUAGGGAGGGGCUUAUUUACGGGACAUUUUAGCUAAGAACGGAUUUUAUGCCAGGGCUGGAUAAAGGGAUUAAGUUAGUUCGAAAUUGCUUGGACUUUUCUAAUAUCUAAAAAAUGGCACCAUGAAAGUCUGUUUAGAGAAGACUUAAACUAAGAAGGGAACAGAAAUUGAAGACUCAUUAUAAUUAUGUAUUCAUUUCUUCCAACUUGCAAUGCGGAACGAUAUCCUUAUAUUUACAUAUCGCUUUUCAGAACUUGAGACCUUGUUCUAUAGUAGAUAAUCUAAACAACGUUCAAAAUUAUUUGAAAUCCUUAAAUCACCAUUUCAAUAAUUCUCCCACUCGAAUCACAUUUUUAAUUUUGUAUCUCCAGUUUUAUUUGAAGCGAAAUUCGGAAAAACUGACAACAGGCUCAACAUGCUAACAUGAACACACCUUUGAUUUGAACGAGUGAUCGCUGAAAAACGACAAUAUACGCUUUUUGGAUUUCUAUUGGAUGUAUAGAUUGCUUAACUUGUUGAAUUUCAUGGUUACUUUUUGGCGGAAUUUUUCAACUAGAUGUAAUUCUUUCAAGCAAUAAAUUGCUCGAUUCUCAUUUUUCUAAUGUCUAUAGCAUAAUGAACAUUUUAUUGUCAAGUUCCAAAAGUCGGAGAUCGUGAAAAAUACACAGAUCCUCAAAAAAUAGAAAAUGGUAUGUGUUAACCGCCCCUCUCUAUUUUAGCUAUGCACUGUUUUCUCACUGAAUACGAAUUAUGUCAGAAUUGGGGGAUGAUGUACAAAUUUUAGACAAAACCUAUAAAAUUACACAGGACAACAAAAAAAAGUAAAAUUGGUAUGUGCUGGGCGUCUUACUAUAUUUUUUCCAUGAGCUUUUUCUCUCUGAACAUGCAUUUGAAGUCAAAUUUGGGGGUGCAUGGAUAAAUAUGAAAGUAUCUUUGAAAUGUUGGUAGAAGCGGAUAUCUGGUAAACAAUGCACAUACACUACUUGUAUUUUAUACUGAAGCAAUCGCGUAAGAAUGUUCGAUGUUACAAAGAGAAACAUACAAAAAUGGAAAAAAUCAAAGCGAAAUCCAUCACACAGAUCAUUCGCGGACAAACAUAAGUGGAAACGACGAACAAUAAUUAUAAUAUAAAAAAAUUAUUAGAUUAACACUUUUUUAUUGUCCGUCGGCCCCAAAUUUUCAUUUCAGAUUUGUGUUCGGCAAGAAAAAUUGCAUGUGAAACGUAUAGUGGAACACCCAGUACAUACCACCUUUUUAUUUUUUGAUGACCUGUGAUACUCUUCAAGAGAUACAGAUUGGUUUGGAAGGUAGGUUUGUCACCCCACUUGAUUCAGAGUAUAGAGAAUUGAAGAUUUCGUAAAUUGUUACUAUUGAAAGAUGUAUUUUAUGACAAUAAACAAUAUACUAUAGACAUUGCAGAACAUUUCAGAUGCUUCAAAAAUGAGAACAUAAUGCACAUUGUGAACUAUUUUUCUAAUCUACAUGCGAACCUGUUUGAUGAAUAUUGUAUCCACAUUUGAUGAAGUACUUUGAUCCGUUUUUAUAUAAACGGUAAUCUUUUUGUAAAAAUUUUGAGAAUGUAAAUUGUAGAAUUGAUUUUUAUUGGACAGAAUCGGUAAUACUCCACUCAAUGAGUGCAUACGAACGUAUAUGUAAAUAUUUUUAUAACCACGUAUUGGUGAUACCUGCUUAAAAAACAACUUUGAAAUUUGUUUGGGAUAUUAAACUAGUCGUCAAAUGAUAGUAACGUUUUUGUCAAAUUACUGUCAAGUAUAAGAACAUGCAAAUGUUCCCUGUUACAUUCAAAUCGUUUCCAAAACCGAGGGCAAAAAUUCAAGUGUUGAUAGUUUGGACUAUACUAGGACAUCUCAGGAGAAACCUAGUUAAUUUGGUAGAGUAAAAGCUUCGGUUGUAAUUUUUGUACCUAGUCAUUUCGAACGGUUUUGAUUGAUGAAGAAAUUCACAUGCGGAUUAUGGUAAGAAAUAGAUAUUAAGCAGCCUGAAUUUUUGCCCAUUAUCGAGAAACAUCCUGUUUAAUAUAAAUAGUAUGUCACCUUAUCUUGCAGGCAUUUUAUAAACGUCAAUAUGUAAUUUUCCCCAAGUUUUGAUGACUAGUUUAUCAAGACUUAUAGCUGUUAGUACAUUGUGAUAUACAUACCUUACACAUUGUUUUUAUACACGAUUACCUGCCAGAAGACGUUCAUUUUGUAGAACGUUGUCAAUUAUACAGGACAGAAAGACGAUUGCUUCAAAAAUUGCUGAUAAGAACCUAUUUCAAGUAAUAUCGAACUCACAUUUUAGUAAUAUCAAGAAUUUUUGUUUGCGUAAAACUAUAUAGCAAUAAUACACAUAUUCAGCAAUCUCUUUACAAACUUUUACAUUUUUAUGAAAACUUCUUAUACGCAAUAGAAGUUGAAGUUAUCAAGGUUUGAUAUGCUCCUAAUAUCGCCUCAGUUUUUCAUUGUUCAAAUUGAUAAGAUAAUUUGAGCCUUUCUUGGGGAAUUUUUGAAAAAAAGUGUUUAUUGUAACAUCUGAAACUCAUGUGAUUGUCUGGCUGAUGAAUCUCAAUAUUUCAGUGGCCGCCAGGUGAGGACUUGAAAUAUUGACUAACGUUUCGGUCACUAUGGUGAUCUUUCUCAGUAACAAUGACAAUAUGGGAGACUAGCGAGCAAAAACAAGCCAACUGAUGGUUAAGGCCCAGAUGGCCGAACGUCAGUAAAUUUUUCAAUCCUGCAUCUGUGGUUUGGCGGCCAGUGAAACGAGGAGAUUUGUUCCUCCAACCUCUCAUUCAUGAUGCCACCACUUUCUAGGUGUGCUAAACCAACUCUGCAAACUUAUGCUUCACAUUCCAACUUUGUCAUUUUCUGUAUGUGUAUACACGCAGCUUGAUUAUGCAAAAACCUUUCCUUGCCAAACCGAAACAUCAUUUCUGUCCCUGAUCGUAAAUAUUCCAAGGUGAUAUAAAGGAGCUCGAAAAUCUCCAUUUUUGUCCUGUGUUGUCUCCAGGACUGGCUUGUAAUUUUUUCUUCUUUUAUUGUUUCGGUAGUCCGACUUUGAAAUUGGAGGGAAUUAUGUACAUUUUUUGUAUCAUAUGAAAAGGAAUGAAUAAACAGAUGGACGUAUUCUAUAUUAUACAAAGUAGCCUUAGUCGUGCUAUAUUUUAAUGGGCGCUUGUGUACAUUUUGCAAAAUCUUGUCUACAGGUUGUUUCAAUAGUAAGAUAACAUACUUAAGUUGGCGAUUAUUGGGUUCAUUUUAAGAAAAAACCUAAUUGUGAACGUAUGUCCACUCAUCUUAAAUUUUGGGAUAUUAGGAAAUUGAUUUUAAGGGAACCAUGGCACGCCACUGCUUUUUCUAGUAACAAACAUUUUUAUAAUAUCACUAUAAUUCGCUAGAAAUAAAGUCAAGGCGUAUUUGCUCAGAAGUCAAUAAUAUAUAUUAUUCAUAUUUUUUGUUACGUGAAAAUUCAGUGACGGUUAAAUUAUUCAGCUCCAAUCCCGCACAAACCCCACUGGAAAAUAUAAAAUAAAUGAAAUUGUUGUAGAUCAUAAAAAGAUUUUUUUUAAAGCUUCACCACCCUGUUUCUCAAAAGUCAAGACGUACAGGGCACACGUUCAUAGUUUUUUUGUUUAAAGCGGACCCAAUAAUCAAAAAUAUUUUAAAUUACCGUUGGAGCACUCUGUAUUUGUAUGAUAUAUGGACAAAUUGAUGCGGAUUCAAAAAGAGUGUAGUUUGUUAGAUUUCUUCUCAGAAUCGUUCUUGUUAUGAUUGUUUUAAUUUAUCAUUAUUAAAUAUUGUUACUCGGUAAUAUUUUUUAUGAAUUUAAAAGUACAAAAUGUGGUGCAAAGCACUGUUAUAUAUAAAUAUUUUAAGUAUGUAUUAUAUAUUCUCGUAUAUAAGAUAGUAACCAUUUUCUUUUGAACCUGAUCGUUUUGUUAUAGUCCAAUCAUUUGAGAGUCUUUUCUGGAAAGUUUUCCGCGAAUUUUGUAAAUUAGUACCUUUAUAUGUUUGAGGAAAUGUUCACUUUGCAGGCUCAUAUCUUCAUCGCUUGUAUCGCCAUCUUAAUAAAAUGGUGUUUUGCAUAUACGCAUUGUUAUAAAGUAUCUAGCCAAACUUCAAGGGUGAUCUAAGAUACACAAAACAAUGCUAAAUAUAUAAAUUUUAAUUGUAGGAGCCUGUUUGACUGACUUGAUUCGUAGCUAACUUUUUCCUCAGAAAGGCUAACUUGUGCUGAACAUAAACCUUUACGAACUGAACGAAACAUUUUUUUCCUUAAGACAAUUUUGUUAAAAUUUGAUAGCACUAUAUAUAAGAGUCAUUUCGCAACAUGGUAAAAGAAGCAUCACUUUACAAGGUAGCAAAGCAAAACUUUGAAAAAACUAGAAAUACUGAUUUUAAAAACUAACGAAGAACAUUCCAAGCAACCUUUCUGACGGCCAAAUGUCUGGACUAUUUGGUUUCUUAUUCAAGGAUGUGAUUGAACAUAGGAUAUAGCUUUUUCUUUUUGUACAGUCCGUGAUUGCAUUUUUAACGGUGACCAAAUGAUAUGAAAUUUGAACUCAGGUAUUAAGAAACACAAUCAAAUAUUUUGUAUAUAGCAUUAAAAAAUGGAAAAUUAAUGAAAAAAUCAUGCGCUCUCCGUAUAUGACGCAUAUCACAGUUUCUUAUAAACAGUUGUGUUAAAAAUGCAAUAGUGUUAAAUGUAAAGGCCCAUUCUCCCAGUCUGAUGUAGUGAGUAUAUUGAUGAUUUUUAUAAGACAAACAGUUUAAUAUAUUAUCCAUAUUUGUAUUCAAACUGUAGAAAGACUUUAUGAUUUAUCAGAACUUUGACAUAUGGAACAACCUCAAACUUCCUCCAUUGACAUCGGAUACGUUUGACCUUGACCUUAGGUCUAACUGACUGAAGGCAAGGUCAAACAUGUUGAUAUAACUUGACAUCUUCUAACUUUUUUACCUGUCCACAGAAAAAAAUAUUUUAUACAAUAGUUGUAUGGUCUAAUAUAAAGUUUUUCAAUAUGUAUUUUAUAUACAGGGUGACUCAGAAAAGUGCUACCGAAUAAAGUUGUGUUUUUUCAAAUGGAACAGAUUGAUAGUCGCUUUUUUUCUGAUUCCAAAUAUAUAUGAUUUGUUAUAGAGUUUUACUAGUUUGGUCAAAAACUUUAAAUUUCGUGUGUCAUUUAUUCAUGUAUAUCCGGGUACAAGCUAAUUUGGAUCUAGCUACAAUAUGCAAUCUGGCAUUUAAGUUUUUGACUGAACUAACGAAAAGAAGUAUAUAAACCAUAUUUAUUUGGAAUCGGAAAAAAACGAUCAUUUCCACUAAAAAUAUACAGGGUGUUCCAUUCGAGAAGUACCACUCUAUUCGAUAGCCCUUUUUUGGACAUUAUGUACACAAAAAAGGUAUUGCCAGAAAAGCCUUAUAUUAGACUACAACUACAACUUUUUUCAUGCAAAAAAGUUAAGAGGUUGUCAAUUUAUCCCAGGGACAAUUUCAUGAGGCGUAGGUCAAAUUGAAAUACGUUCAAGAUCAAUUCAACGUUGUCCUAAAAGUUCUACACAACAUAAAAGUCCAACUACUUCAAUUUAUCGUUUUCAGCUUGCUAAUUUUUAUUUCUGUGUGAUACUUUUUCGGAAUUUCAGUUUUGGAUGGAAUAUUUUCUACAUGUCCAUCAAUUGGAAUUUUUGUGAUAAGAUUGUCGAACCGUUUUAUACUCAAAGGAAAUACAUUUUUGUGUGCUAUUGGAAAACACGUGAGAAGCACUGUUAAUAUACUGUGGACAGAUUGAUUUUAGCUUUUAAGCCUUCGAGCAUAUAUAAAAAUAUUCCAACAAUACACCAUUCCGAGAACUUGGUAUAAAGUAAUUCGCGAUCUCUGGAAAUACGAAUUUAAAUGUAAAACAGAGGAGGUGGCUCGUGCACCGCCGUUUACAACAUCAUGGAACGGUAAAUCGACGCGUACUGUUUUAGGUGUUCGCCCUCGUGCAGUUUUGUACUACGUUAAAGAAUAAUCAACUCCGAAAACAUUCAAAAGUUUAUGUUUUACGCUCUCAAAUUUUCCACUUUCAGUUGUUCCUGCACCCGAAAACAUUUAAGGUGUUUAUCACUGACAUAAUAGCAGCUUGAUGUCAAAAUUGUGUUAUAACCCGAGCAGGUAAUAUUGAACUAGGAAUGGAGAACCUCGUAGUAUUUUCGCUGAAAUAAUAUUUAGACCCGACUCAAAACAGUCAGCCCUGAAAACACAGCCAGAGACGGUGUCGCAUCGGUAGCUGGGAAAUUAUUGGUGCUCUAUGUGCUGUCGCAGUAAAACCCUAGAAAAUUUCGUUUUUAUCUGAUAAGCAACAAUGUAUUUCCUUAAGGUGGCUUUACCCAUUUAUCCUCUCUCAGUAUUUUGAACAGUUCAAUCUUACCUUAAAACAUUGCGGCAGCUUUGAGUAAAUUAACAGAAAGAAAAUUGUACAAAAAUUUGUCGUUUUUUAGUGUGGCAUUCCAGAACCGUUCCGUUUAUUUUUGUGUGUUGACAAAAUUCAAAAUUGUUCCUAAAUGUGUAUAAUAAACUUUGAACUGCCAGUUUGCAAGCUGAUUAGCAAUAUUUUAUCGAAUGGUUUUGAAACGCCCGCUAUCCGAAAAAAAACUGAUUGUUAAAUUUGUUAUUGGAUUAUAUAUUUUGUGAUCUCAAAAUAUGUAAGAAUGCUGUUGAAUGUAGGUUUAAGCUAGAUAGGAUUGCGUGUGUUAAACUUUAGCUAUUAUUAAUGUACACAAAUUAUUUCAUAAAUAUAUAUUUCUGAACUUUAUGUGUCAACAGAUAAAAUGCAUUAAUUUAUAAAUAAAGUCUUUUUUCUAAA